This is a messenger RNA of Clonostachys byssicola, 1998 nucleotides long. Lineage: Eukaryota; Fungi; Ascomycota; Sordariomycetes; Hypocreales; Bionectriaceae. The record is from the annotation of a GenBank genome assembly.
AUGGAACCCCCACGAAAACCUCUAGCGACCAAGGAGAGGCUGGCCGCCAUCGCGGCUAUGAGCGACGACGAGUUUGUCCUUUUCGCCCUGGACCAUGUCAAGCAGAUUGGGAAGUGUACCGUGACCACUUCCGAAGCAUGGUCGGAAGAUCUGACCACCGAUCACCAACAGCACAUCGCUCAGAGGUUUCGAGAAGCCGCAGAGCGCAUAACAGAGUUCAACGGUGAUGUCUUCAACAACUCUAUGGAGCAGGUGAUUCGCGACUCCGACAUAGUUGGGCUCGAUCGUAUCCAUCAUCACAAACAAACGAAGGAAUUCAAGGGCCCAGUGGAACUAUCCGAAGAAGAAAAGAACUGGGAGAGGUGGCAUCAUAAGAAACUUCUGAAAGAGGGCGGCCGACCGUGUUAUGAUAUCGAUGACUUGGACGAGGUCGCCAAAAACCCGGAGCUCAAGUAUCAUAUCACAUCACCUUGGAUGCAUUAUGAGGCCGCGCUAUGGAAGGACAAGUACGCUGAUGCCAAGGUGUUCACAAAACAGCACGACCACUGGGCCAGAUUUCGAAUAUGGCAACGUGUCAACCGUAACCACGAUGGCCCAGCCUAUCCAACAUACAGGGUGGGAACAAGCGGGGAUGCCUUGGGAGCUCCGACUUUGAAAUGGUAUAAAGAGAAGUCAUUUGUGGAGUUUCAAAAGUACGAGAAAACCGUUUUGAGCAUCCUGAAGGAGUGUGGCAUCCCGCCACCGGCUGCGCUCGAGCUUCGUCUGAAAAACCAAGACGAGCUGGUGACGUGGCAGGAAUAUCUCUGCUUCAUAUAUCUGCAUCUGGGGUGGGCUACUCAGGAGAUGGUUGACCAUAGACUCAAUGGUGAGGACUUCUUGGAGAACUUGCGCUCUAACGGGCAUGUGCCUGAGGGUACAACGCUCAAAGACGUCGAGUCGAUGAUGUUUAAAGCCUCGGUGCGGACACCAGUCUUGCCAAUCGAUGGUGUACGCAGGAGCCUUCAACAGCAGAAGGAAGUGCUGCUUAAGAGGCUCAAAGAGGCCGUGGACGGAGAAGCGAAAGCUGGGGUCGAUGACGAGAUCCGGUUACUCGACGAAAACUAUGAGGCCAAUGAGCAGCGCGAGCGAGAUCUGGCUGAGAAGUGUUGGGAGCUCACCUACAGCCCAUACGAAACUGACUGGCCCUGGUGUAUCGCUGCCAGAAAGGUGUUCUGUUAUGAGAGGCUGGCUGUAUGGGCCCGGGACCAGAUUCCCCUUGUACGCGCCGAGUUGAAGGGCAGAAAGGACUGCAAAGAAUGCAAAGCUCGAGACCAGGCUACUACAGCUACCGACCAGGCCCUGGUGAUUACGGAUCAGAUUAUCGUAGUCAUUGAUCAGGCUCCUACAGUUACGGAGCAGACUCUCACAACUACCGAACAAACUCCUGCACCUACUGAUCAGACUAACGUAGUUACUGAUCAGGCUUCCGCAGAUACCGAGCAGAGUCCGGCAGUUUCUGGCCAGACUCCGGCGACUACCGACCAGGCUGGAAAGGCUGCCCAAUCGAAUCCUUUGACAGCCGGAGACAUUCAAGAGUCACAAGUGUCGUCGGUAGAAGGCAACUCUCUCGCCCCUCAUAACCCAAUUAUAGAACGUACCACUCGGGACCAGGCGGUUCAAGUGGACAUUUUCACGGAAAGCCGCGCUGUGGAAAACGACAUUGUCAUUGUUGCUUCUCCCACUUCGGCAGAACCGCAACCUGUGCUUCAGAGCGAGGAUGCGCCUCGGUCGAGAAAGAGAAAGGCUACAGCUCCGGUCGAAGCUCCCCGGAGGAGCAAGCGAGUGGCCACUUUAAAGGUGAAGAAGGAAGAGGAGGCGGCGGCUGCAGCUAGAGAAGAGACUGAGGAACAGAGUCAGCCCCCAGGGAAAGCCAGGAAGACCAAGGCUGCUCCGAAAUCUAAGCCCAAGUCUACGACUGCUCCCAAGUCAAAGGCAAAGUCGAAAGCCAAAAGGAAGUGA